UUGUGCCAAACUUCAAACUUCAUUAUUUUUAAGUUAUUCAUAAAGAAAACGAUAUGUUCUAUCAGAACUCAUUUUAGAAUUAGACGAUGACGACAACAACAACAACAACAACAACAACAACAACAACAACAACAACAACAACAACAACAACAACAACAACAACAACACCACCACCACAUUAUAUCUUAGACAGUAGCAAGGGGUAACUGAUGUAUGUUUUGUAGGGAAAUAUUUUUAUUAGUUAAUCUAUUAUUAAAUAUAUACAGGUCUACAAAAGAAGUAGCGUUAUUUGUGUAGAGAAGAGCGAGAAAAGGACGAGGGGUUUAUUUGAAUUGGUGUUUUACGCCGUGCCAGCAACUAAGGCUAUAUUACGGCAAGGCAGUCAGCCCUGUAAACAGAUGCCACGUGCAGAGAAAGAAUAGCGUGCCCGAGACGAGAUAUGAACUCUGGGCAGCCAACCUUCACUGUAUUGAGGACCAAAAGCGCAUCGAAAACCUAAAGAUGAGACAAUUCCUGCUUUUGACAGCUGUGUGCUGCCUCGUGUUGCUGCCCCUGUGUGUGGGGGGUAAGAGAGUUGUCUUCAUGCCCAUGCCCUUCACCAGCCACACCAACUACCACACGAACGUAGCGCGGACCCUCGCUCGGCAAGGUCACGAGGUGUGGUUGACCAUGCCCGACUACAUCGUCAACAGGCGGGUGUUGGACACGACUAACUUGACUGUCAUCGAGUACCAGACAUUGAGAAACUUUGAGGAGAUUGCGAUGGCCGCUCUCGCCGGCAACUAUUUUAAAGGAUUGCCUGAUGAUUGGGAUGUGUUUAUGUCUAUUGGCUUACAAUUUUGUGAUACUCUUCUUACAAACGCUUCUUUCUUCCAGAACGUUAAAGAACUGCGUCCAGAUCUUUUCGUUUUCGACAAUUUACGGUUCAUGAACAUGAUGACGAUAAUAUCAUAUAGACUUGGGGUGCCUUUUGCUUUUCUUGGAACAUUUUACGACCCGUACUACCAGCGAAUCCCUUUACAACCUUGCAACAUACCAUUGAUAAUUUUUAGCUACAGCCAUCAUAUGAGUUUUCUUCAGCGAGUUUUAACCACUGUACUUCAUGUAUUUUCCUCUGUGGUGGACGGAUUUUCCUACAAAGAAGCAGUCAGUCGCUAUGCACCAGAAAUGCCUUUCCUUACUAUAGACAUGCUUGUAGCAAGAGCUGAGAUCUGGUUGGUUGAGACGGACCACAUCCUAGACUACCCGAGACCAUCGAUGCCCAAUGUCAAACUAAUUGGAGGAACAGCUACAGGUCAUAGUAAACCAUUGCCACCGCAUUUUAAAUCUUUUAUGGAUGAUGCCAAAGAAGGAGUUGUUAUCGUAUCAUUUGGUAGUUAUGUCCUCAGUCCACCAGAACCAAUUACAAAAAAUAUCAUCAGUGUGUUGCAGGAUUUACCUUUUAAAUCCGUUUUCCGUUCCAACAUUUUGUCACCGAACUCAAAGAAGAUUCUGACGUCGUCAUGGAUACCUCAGAAUGACCUGCUGGCUCACCCCAACACUCGAGUGUUUGUCAGCCAUUGCGGUAAGAACGGUCAGUACGAGGCUGUGUUCCACGCCGUGCCAGUGGUUUGUACGCCGCUAUCUGGUGACCAGUUCUACAACGCUGAGCGCAUGCGCGAAAAGGGCAUGGCAGAGACUGUCGACCUCAACACCGUCAGUACACACGAGCUGCACUCCACCAUUCUCAAAGUGGCCACCAACACGAGCUACAAGCAGGCCAUCACAAAGGCCUCGGAACUGUUUAAAAUCGAAUUCGGUGUUCCUGUGGAGAAAGCGGCCUACUGGCUUGAUCACGUGAUGAAAUAUGGCGGCAGUCACCUUCGUUCGUCAGGACAUGAAGUUCCUUUCUUACAAUUUUCGUGCUGGGAUGUUUAUGCUUUUCUGUUAUCGUUUUUGCUACUGAUACUGCUGAUAUCAGUAUGUUUGGUCUACGUUGCAUUCAACUGCUGUCGCUCGAAAUUAAAGACAAAAAUUGAAUAAAAGUUAGUGAACACGAUUUGAAAUAAGCAAAAUUCCCCAAAAGAUUUAGAUGCUGGCUAAAUUCACAGAAUUGAGAAGAAAAAAAAUCUGUUUUUUUUAAGACACGGCUAAUAAAGUUUUCUCCUGUUUUGCAUUUAACCUUAACUAAGAGCAUUAAACAAUUUUUUUAAAAGAUUUUUUCACCCAAAUAAUCACUAAUAAUUGUUAAAGAAAUAUGGGUUGUUUUAUUUUCAUGUCUAAAGUAUUAUAUAUAUUUACUCUUUAUUUUUAUCUUUGCUGUUAGUAUUUUAAACCUGUAAACAUCUACUAAAACAUGCAGUUUUGCCAAUCUUUUUGUGACAAAUGUACAAAACGUUUGUUUGUAGUCUUAAUUUUUAAUUUUGUAGUCUUAAUUUUUUUUAAAAACUGAAGUAUGCUAGUGUUAAUAAAGGGAUCCUUGCAGAGAUUCUCAAAAAAAAAGUCAUUGUUAUAUGUACAGAAUCAAUUAAGUAUUUGUUCAUUAAUUCAGUUUUAAAUGUGGUGAAAGUUGGUUUUGUUUUUGUCUUUUUAUCGCAAUGGCAA
Pomacea canaliculata is the source of this 2583-nucleotide messenger RNA. RefSeq names its product 2-hydroxyacylsphingosine 1-beta-galactosyltransferase-like. The transcript has 2 exons. Gene Ontology annotation, molecular function: UDP-glycosyltransferase activity. The coding region runs from base 502 to 2022 and encodes 506 amino acids. NCBI's taxonomy places the organism in Eukaryota, Metazoa, Mollusca, Gastropoda, Architaenioglossa, Ampullariidae. The record is from RefSeq and is a predicted model, not a curated record.